Molecule: messenger RNA, 2646 nt
Organism: Malania oleifera
Lineage: Eukaryota; Viridiplantae; Streptophyta; Magnoliopsida; Santalales; Ximeniaceae
Product: origin of replication complex subunit 5
Exons: 5
Coding region: 396-2045 (549 amino acids)
Biological process (GO): DNA replication initiation; DNA replication
Cellular component (GO): nucleus; nuclear origin of replication recognition complex
Molecular function (GO): DNA replication origin binding
Source: RefSeq, a predicted model, not a curated record
GAGGCACAGACCAAAUUCCCACACUCCCGCUCCAUUUGCCUUGGGUGUUUUUUUCCAUCGGAGCAAGCUGCCGACAAGCACCGCUGCACCGCACCACCAAGCUCCAAGCAGAAGCAAAUCGCAAAAUCUCUGCAACUUCAUCUGAAGAUUGCAACCCCACGCACCCAGUGAAGUGGCGAACUGAGCGUGAGAGAAGAGGUGAGACCGCGAAUCGCCUGUUUUCGUUGAAUCGAAGCGACGAAGGCUACCUCGCUUCGCCGCCGCUGCCACUGCAUAGCUUUUCCAUUUUCGUCAGUUGUUACUGUGAGAUCGAAGAGGUGAGACCGCGAGAGAGAGAGAGCCCAGAAGUCUGCAAUUUCCUGCGAGACUGCGAGGUUUUUUCUAUUGGCCCAAAAAUGUGUAAUUUGCACACUUCUGAAAACAUGGGUAAAGAGGAGAGACCCCCUACCAGAAGAACAACUAGAUCCUCCUCUUCUUCUGCAAAUCCAAACAGUGCUGUUGAAACAACAAAGGCAAUUGAUCUUUGUCCUCUGACGCUCAAGGACCUUUUGUAUGGAGAAGAACCUUUUAGCCUGGAUGAUCUGUUAUCUAGUUUUCCUGCUAGGCAUCUUCAGAUUCUUGAGCUCUUGCGGCUUCUUGGUCCCCUGAAUUCCCCAAUGCUCCCCCUUUUUGUCUAUGGAGGUGCUUCUACUGGAAAAACUAGCAUAAUUCUUAAUACAUUCAGGCAUCUCAACCGACCAUUUGUUUAUUCAAGCUGUCUUACCUGUUACAAUCCUCGCAUUUUGUUUGAAUCUAUAUUGAACCGGUUGUUGCUUCAUAGGAAGAAUGCUGACAAUGGUUAUUUGAGUGCAAAACGAUGUGAAAAGCCAUCUGAUUUUGUUGGCCAUCUUCGAGAUGGCUUGAUUAAUGUUGUUGAUAAUCUCAAAAAGAACUCUGGGAAACCAAAUGCAAAUAAGUUGACUGGACAAGCUACUGGAAAGAUGAUUUACUUGAUAUUUGACAAUUUGGAGCUUGUUAGAGAUUGGGAUAAAAGUUCUAACGUAUUACCUUUUCUGUUCAAGCUCUAUGAUAUUCUAAAAAUGCCUGAAGUGGGUCUAAUUUUUAUCAGCAAUACCUCACCUGAUACCUACUACUCAAAUACAGGCUACACAGAGCCCAUUCCUGUUCUUUUUCAUGAUUACACAGAAGAUGAUCUUCUUCAAAUCUUCAUGAGAAACCAAGCAAAUCCAAAACUUUAUCGCUGUUUUCUCGAUGUUGUAUUGGGGCCUUUUUGUAGAAUUACUAGACAGAUUGAUGAAUUAGCUACUGCCUUUGCAUCAUUAUUUAAAAUAUAUUGUGAACCUUUGGAUGAUAUUGGAUACAUUCUCAAUGAAGACAUGAAGAGAAGGUUGUUUAGUCAUAUUCAACCACAUAUUCCUCCUUUUCUGAAUGAAAUAUUUAGGGUUCCAUGUCAGUCUUCCCUUGAAGUUGAAGCCAACAAAGAAAAAACCAAGCGGAGAGGCAUUACAAGGAAACAAGGUGGUUGUGAGGCUUUUGAUGACAUGGAUUUCCAUAUGUCUAUUUCUGCUAAGUAUCUUCUUAUAUCAGCAUUCCUUGCUUCAAGAAAUCCAGCCACUCUUGAUGCAUCGAUGUUUGAUUCAACUGGGGGUUCUGAUAAUAGAAAAAGAAAGAGGAAGAAUUCUAAAAAAUCAAUGGAACAGAAGGAAACUGCAGAGCAAGAAUUGCUCAUGAAAGGACCUGGAACUUUCCCAUUGGAAAGGUUACUGGCCAUAUUUCAGUGUAUCACAUCUGUGAUGGAUGGUUCUUCAUUUGAUGAAGAAGAGCAGGGACAUGAUGGAAUUUGUGCUGAAGGUGGGGAUAGUGGACUUAUGUCUGAUGUUCUCUUGCAACUAUCCAGUCUAUGCAAUGCUAAUUUUGUCAGCAAGGGAGGAAGCUGCCCAUUGGAUGGGUCAACUCGUUAUCGAUGUACAGUGAGUGAAGAUAUGGCAUUGAAGGUAGCAAGGAGCCUAAAAUUCCCUCUAUCCAAGUACUUAUACAGAAGAUAAUCUUAUUCAUUGAUGUACCAAAAUGAAUGUUGAAAAAUGUUGUAUCAGCUAUGGGUCUGAAGUGGCGUACUGUUGUUGCAGCAAGCCGAGGUUUUCUUACUUCUGGGCAAAUGUAAUUGUCACUGGCAUUCAUGUGGAUCCACUCAUCACACCAACUCCUGCUUGGGCAGUGUGACAGAUCUUUAUACUGAAUUGCUGGUUGAUAUGGAGCUGAAGAUAUAGCUGGAUGUUGUCUGGAAGAACAGGCAUACCUGGUCUAGGUUUAUUUUUUCAUAGGAUAUGCAGCGACGGAAAGCUAGCAGCAGCAGUUCCCGUCAAUCCUUCUCCCAAGUCCCUUGCAGUAUGAAGUAAGCAUGCAUAUCAAGAGCAUUUAUGUGAGGAGGGAAUUAUAAACUGCUGGAGAUUUUUGUUGGAUCGGUCUGAUUCCUCUGCAGGCAUGCAUGUUCACUUGGAGAAUAGAUUUCUUGUAAUUGAUAUUUUAGACUAGACUAGCAAUUUUAUAUUUGUUAGAUAUGACUUCUGGUACUUGUGUUGUUGUUUGUUUUUUUUAAUACCCCUAUAUAAUUAGAAGGCUCCCCAGCCUCAAAUUCCUUUUUCUAAA